Molecule: messenger RNA, 1075 nt
Organism: Microdochium trichocladiopsis
Lineage: Eukaryota; Fungi; Ascomycota; Sordariomycetes; Xylariales; Microdochiaceae
Product: short chain dehydrogenase
Exons: 2
Coding region: 154-945 (263 amino acids)
Source: RefSeq, a predicted model, not a curated record
GACGGAGCAGCUGGUCGGACAGUCCGACAGCAAGACGAAGCCUAUACCCCAGGGAGCCACGCCGUGAGGAGAAAUUGGGAUCGAGAAAUACUCUUUUUCUUCGUAAAUAAAGAGUUCAAAACACGAGGACAGCACAAGUCAAGAACCGCAUCAAUGUCGCAAGCACCCACCAAGGUCGCCCUGGUGACGGCCUCGUCCGCCGGCCUCGGCGCCGCCUGCGUCAAGGCCCUCGCGCCGCACUGCCGCGUCGUCGUCAACUACUUCUCGCGCGCGGAAAAGGCCGAGGCCGUGAUCAAGGAGGCCGAGCAGAUCCAGCCGGUCUUCUACGAUGUCGGCGCGGACCAACAGGCUGGACGACCGCGCUUCCACGCCAUCAAGGCGGACUGCAGCCAGAAGUCCGAGAUGGAGCGGCUGGUGCGCGAGACGGUCGAGGUCAUGGGCCGCAUCGACAUCAUCGUGUCCAAUGCCGGCUGGACGCGGUUCACCAACUUUAUGAACCUCGACGAGCAGGUCCGCGAGGAGGACUGGGACCGGUGCUACAACGUCAACGUCAAGUGCCACCUGUGGCUGCUGUAUGCGGCCAAGCCGCACUUUGACAAGAACCCGGAAGGCGGCAGCUUCGUCUCGGUGGCCAGCUUGGCCGGCGUCAGGCCCUCUGGCAGCAGUCUGCCGUAUAGUGUCAGCAAGGCGGCGCAGCUGCACUUGAUCAGAGGUCUCGCGACCAUAUGUGGCAAGAGUGUGAGGUGCAACAGCGUCAGCCCGGGAUUGUUGUUGACAGAGUGGGGCAGUCAAUUCCCGGAGGAUGUCAUUAAUGCCAACAGGGAGAGGAGCGCUCUCAAGAGUGUGGCGACGGUGGAGGAUGUUGCCGAGCAGGUCAAGACCUUUUCUCUGAGCAAGAGCAUCACCGGACAGAACCUCGUCAUUGAUUGCGGCAUUGCUAUAUAGUUCAGCCAAUGUAUCAUACCUGCUCAAGCGGGCUCAUUACUCCGCCGGACGAGUUAUCGAUUUCGCCCUGGUGUGAGCGUGAACAACGUCAGGGAGUUGGUGCUGAGGCUCAUUCAUGAGGUCCAAUUGA